Molecule: messenger RNA, 330 nt
Organism: Daldinia caldariorum
Lineage: Eukaryota; Fungi; Ascomycota; Sordariomycetes; Xylariales; Hypoxylaceae
Exons: 1
Coding region: 1-330 (109 amino acids)
Source: RefSeq, a predicted model, not a curated record
AUGUCGGGACUGAACGAUUUCCUGGUCCUAAUACCGGACAACCCAGGCACGGCAGAGAUGCGCCUGAGCAAUGUGCAAGCACACAUAGCGCACCUCAAGAGUCUGGUUGACACUGGUGUUGUUGUUAUGUCCGGACCGACUCUCUCCUCCCACCCCGCGGCCGAGGAGGAGCCCCUCGCUGUCAACGGCAGUUCCGUGCUGGUUCGCGCGCGCACCGAAAGCGAAGUUCGCGGUUAUAUUAGAGACGACAUCUACGCGCAAAACGGCGUCUGGGAUCUGGAGAAGGUUACCAUCACUCCGAUCAAGUGCGUGGUACGAAAGCCUCUAUGA